Messenger RNA from Cataglyphis hispanica, 1786 nucleotides. Its product is annotated as adenylate kinase isoenzyme 6-like. NCBI's taxonomy places the organism in Eukaryota, Metazoa, Arthropoda, Insecta, Hymenoptera, Formicidae. The record is from RefSeq and is a predicted model, not a curated record. Gene Ontology annotation, cellular component: cytoplasm; nucleus. Bases 162 to 707 code for a protein of 181 amino acids. The transcript has 3 exons. Gene Ontology annotation, molecular function: ATP binding; ATP hydrolysis activity; AMP kinase activity.
GCCGGUGAAAGCAGGUUGCCCUAUAAAAGUAGAGAGCAAUCUUUUUCUCACUAACUGAGGUAUAGAGAGAAAAAGAGCAUCGCUGAGACGUAACAGACAUAACAACGUGGUUGGAAUUUGAUUUCGUAUCCGCAUAUUUGUACUUUUGAAAAAUAUUAAAUAUGCGUAGAAAUACGCCUAAUAUUCUAGUAGCAGGCACACCUGGUGUCGGUAAGAGUCUAAUGUCGCGCAUAUUGUCGGAGAAAACUGGAUUAGAAUGGCUCGAUGUUAGUAAAAUAGCUAUCGAAAAUGAAUGUGUAGUAGAAUACGACGAUGUGUACCAAACCGAUUUGGUAGAUGAGGAAAUGCUACUAGAGGGGGUGCUGGACAGUCUUAUGGAUGAAGGAGGAAAGAUUGUAGAUUUUCACAGUGCCGAUUUCUUCCCUAAGAUAUGGUUUGACAUUGUAUUUGUACUCAGGACAGACAAUAUUAUCUUGUAUGAUCGCCUCAAGGAAAGAGGAUACUGUGGAGAGAAACUAGAAUAUAACAUAACUUGCGAAAUUUCUGAAACUAUUCUUGAAGAGGCAAGAUCAUACUACAGAACAGAAAUAGUAUAUGAACUAAUUAGCAAUACUUUAGAUCAGGUGACAGACAAUGUAAAUAUAAUAUGUCAGUGGCUGGAGCAAUGGAAAAUAGACAAUCAGCAUAUGGAAAUAGACAAUCAGUAAACUUGAAAAUAUAUAUAAUUAAUUUCCCCUCAAUCUGACACACUCUUGUUUUAUUUACAUUUUUUAAAUUAGACUAAUGCAUUAUUUACACUUUAACUUGUUACAAUUAUAAAAAUUUGUGCAUAAGUUACAUAUAUAAAAACAUGGUUUUUUGAUAUGUAAUGCAUUAAAGAACAAUGAUUUAAAAAUAUAUGUGGCGAUCGUGGCGCAAAGAGAUGUGUGUUUACUUUCUUCUAUGCCAAAGAUCUCAAGUUCAAAUCCAGCCCGAGCUUAAAAAUAUCGUAGGAUUUCACGGUCGCCACCUCUCGGCAGGCAAUGACAAAAACCUGCUGAGAGUAUCUUGUCUGCAACGGAUGGAUGAAUUAAUUCACUAUCUAACGCAGCCGGUCCCAAGCCCGGGUUAAAAAAAGAAGGGUUCGGGGACAAGGCCAGUAACCUACCCCCGAUAAAAAGCAUUUGACGCUCACAGAACCGAUAAUUGUGCCUCGCGAGGCGAAAUGAUCGGAAAAAACAGGCUCUAAGCCUAUUUCAAGAGGAAGAAGAAGAAGAAGAAGAUUUAAAAAUAGAAGUUUUGUUGCAAAAGUUGUAAUAUAUUUAUUCUACUAUACUUAGAUCAUGCUUUAGCCUUUUUAAUCUAUUAUCUAUAGUAUCAUAAUAUUUCAUUUUUAUCAAGAUCUUUGUUGCUGUUUCAAUAUCUUCUUUAUUGAACGCUACCAAAAAGGUGUGGCGUAGUAUUGUCACUGACGAAGAGUGUGGCAACAAAUACUAUUACUGCCGAAAGCGUGGCAACAAACAAUUGUCGCUGACGAAGAGUGUGGCAACAGUUGUAAUUGUCGUUGCCGAAAAAGUGUGGCGUAGUAUUGUCGCUGACGAAGAGUGUGGCAACAAAUACUAUCGCUGCCGAAAAAGUGUGGCAACAAACAAUUGUCGCUGACGAGGAGUGUGGCAACAGUUGUAAUCGUCGCUGCCGGAAAACGCGGCAACGAACUCUGUUGAAUUUCUGACAUAUUCUUUGUAUAGAUGCCCCAAAAAGGGUGGACGUCGAGUUCAAAUUAAUUAAUUAAAAGGAUUAAAUUCCA